Molecule: messenger RNA, 8075 nt
Organism: Pristis pectinata (smalltooth sawfish)
Lineage: Eukaryota; Metazoa; Chordata; Chondrichthyes; Rhinopristiformes; Pristidae
Gene: mob1ba
Product: MOB kinase activator 1Ba
Exons: 6
Coding region: 172-822 (216 amino acids)
Biological process (GO): positive regulation of protein phosphorylation; hippo signaling
Cellular component (GO): nucleus; cytoplasm
Molecular function (GO): protein kinase activator activity
Source: RefSeq, a predicted model, not a curated record
UCCACCGGGGAAGCAAGUCAUCUGACUGGGGCCGAGGAGGUGAGUGGAAGGUCGGGCGGCAGCAGCGGAGCGGGGCUGCUACAGGACGAGCGACCGCCACAGCCUCGGUGUCCAGCUCCGGGCCGCAUCCCACCCGUUACCGCCGGCUGCCAGCGAGUCCGCACAGGGGCCAUGAGCUUUCUAUUCGGAAACCGUUCAUCCAGAACGUUCAAACCAAAGAAGAACAUUCCAGAAGGGUCUCACCAGUAUAAGUUACUGAAACAUGCUGAAGCCACGCUCGGCAGUGGCAACCUGCGCCUGGCAGUUAUGUUACCGGACGGCGAAGAUCUGAAUGAAUGGGUCGCUGUCAACACUGUGGAUUUCUUCAAUCAGAUCAACAUGCUGUACGGGACAAUAACAGACUUCUGCGUCGAGGAGAGCUGCCCUGUUAUGUCGGCUGGUCCCAAAUAUGAGUACCACUGGGCUGACGGGACCAACGUUAAGAAGCCGAUUAAAUGUUCAGCACCGAAGUACAUUGACUACCUGAUGACCUGGGUUCAAGAACAACUGGAUGAUGAGACGCUCUUCCCGUCCAAAAUAGGUGUUCCUUUUCCCAGGAAUUUCAUGUCGGUGGCAAAGGCCAUCCUGAAACGCCUGUUCAGAGUCUACGCGCACAUUUACCAUCAGCACUUUGAUUCCGUCAUCCAGCUGCAGGAGGAAGCGCACCUGAACACUUCCUUCAAACACUUCAUCUUCUUUGUUCAGGAGUUUAAUCUCAUCGAUCGACGGGAGCUGGCCCCGCUGCAGGAACUGAUCGAGAAACUAACCACCAAGGAUGGAUAGAAGCCUGGCGGACGAGGACCCUCUGCCUCUCUCUGUCGGCGGCACCUGGCACACUGCUGGUCGGGGGUUUCCAGAGUGCACCCUGGACAGGCAUUGGCAGAGACAGGACAUUUAUACAUGUCGCCAGAUUUGAUUUAAGCAAGUUUAUCGCGCUGUGAUGUCACCUAACGCAGGGCACUUCCCUCAUUACUUUCUGCGAUGUAAUCCACUGGAUCUGUUGGAAGGUGUAUUGCUUUACCCAUGUUCUGCAUCGGUUACUGAUCUGAAUGUUUAACUUGCUCCUGUACCCUGGGCCGGAGUCAAGCUGGGGAAGGAAACCGUUGACUGGCUCAUGCAACGUUUGAAAGCAAGCUGUCACUGAAAGUUUCCCACAGCAAGCAGUUGCACAGAUUAGCCCUGUGGUGAUGAAGAUGGUUUGUGCUUUGUGCAUUACUAAUAGGCAGGUUCCAACAGUACCACUUCAAUGUCACUGCCACUCAUCAGUGAUGAGCACUGCUCCUGCCCACCACACAUCCCCGUGAAGGAUAAGAGGGCAGCCUGCCUCCAACUUUGUAAAUAGAUGCAUCACCCAUAAAGCAAGGAAGUCGUUUCAAAGACCUUUGUAGGUUAGACCUCAGCUGGAGCACUAGGUCCAUCUCUGAGCCCACACUUUAACACAGAGCCCAGCCCCUGGAGGAAGUGUGGGGGAGAUAUAUCAGUGUGAGAGACUUCAGCUUUGCGGAGAGAUCGGGGAAGCCAGGGUGGGUGUUCCCUGACCAGAGGAGGUUAAGGGGAGAUUGGGUAAAUGGGCUGUGAUUUAAGAAGUGUUUCAUAGAGUAAGUUAGGAGAGCCUGUGUCCGGUGGGAGUGGAGGUCACCAUGUGGAGGGGGAAAGCAAGAGACCCAGAGGGAAGAGGAGAAAUUGGUAAAUUGGUUCAUUAUUGUCACAUGUACCGCGGUACAGUGAUAACUUUGUUUUGCAUGCCACCCAUACAGAUCAUUUCAUUACAACAGUACAUUGAGGUAGCACAAGGGAAAACAAUAACAGAAUGCAGAAUAAAGUGUUAGUGUUACAGAGAAAGUGCAGUGCAGGCAGACAAUAAAGUGCAAGGCUGUAACGAGGUAGAUUGUGAGGUCAAGAGUCCAUCUUAUUGUACUAGGGGACCGUUCAAUAGUCUUAUAACAAUGAGAUAGAAGCUGUCCUUGAGCCUGGUGGUCCGUGCUUUCAGGCUUUUGUAUCUUCUGCCCGAUGGGAGGGGGGAGAAGAGAGAAUGACCUGGGUGGGUGGGGUCUUUGAUCAUGCUGGCUGCUUCACCAAGGCAGCGAGAGGUAUAGACCGAGUCCAUGGAGGGGAGGCUGGUUCCCGUAAUGUGCUGGGCUGUGUCCACAACUCUCUGCAGUUUCUUGCAGUCCCGGGCAGAGCAGUUACCAUACCAAGCCGUGAUGCAUCCGGAUAGGAUGCUUUCUAUGGUGCAUCGAUAAAAGUUGGUGAGGGUCAAAGGGGACAUGCAAAACUUCUUUAGUCUCCUGAGGAAGUAGAGGCGCUGGUGAGCUUUCUUGGCCAAGGCGUCUACGUGGUUGGACCAGGACAGGCUAUUGCUGAUGUUCAUUCCUCUGAACUUGAAGCCGUCAACCCUCUCGACCUCAGCACCAUUGAUGUAGACAGGUGCAUGUGCACCGCCCCCUUUCCUGAAGCCAAUGACCAGCUCUUUUGUUUUGCUGACAUUGAGGGAAAGGUUGUUGUCAUGACACCAUGUCACUAAGCUCUCUGUCUCCUUUCUGUUGGUGUCUCUGAAUGUUUCUAUACAGUGAGCUGCUGUAUGAAGGACUGCCUGAAAGGGCAGUGGUAGCGGUUUCAACGGGAUCUUUCCUCAGGGAGUUGGGUCAGUACCUGAGGUGGGAAGUUUUGCAAGGGCUGUGGGAAAGGACAAUGGGAGUGGGAUGAGUUGGAGAGCACCCAGAGAGCUGGCACAGGCAUGAUGGGCCGAAUUGCCUCCUUUGCCUUCUGGUUCUGGACACGGUACAGACAAUGGAAACCACCAGGGAAGUCUUGGGAAUGAGAGCCCCACCAACAAUGGACGAGAUGGGGAAGGGAAGAAUCAGCCAUUCCAUCAUCGUGCCCGUCCCCAAGCCCCUGCCCCGUGUGUUACAGCAUGUCGUGCUGACCCAAGGGCUUCCUCAGGGCGGGGAGGGUUCCUGCCUCACCUCUCAAUCAGGCAGUGAGACUUAGACCCCAUCUCCCUCUUCUAGACCCCCACCCCACUCUGACUCAGAAGCCGCACCCAUUUCUGUCCCAAACCUCACUCCUAUCUGACCCAGACCCCCACCCAUCUCUGUCCCAAACCUCACUCCUAUCUGACCCAGACCCCCACCCAUCUGACCCAGACCCUCACCCCACUCUGACCCAGACCCCCACCCAUCUCUGUCCCAAACCCCCAUCUUUGUCUGAACUACACACCCACCUCUCUGACCCUGGCUCCCAUUUCCCUCUCCUAGACUCCCACCCCUCUUUGACCCACACCUCAUACCCCUCUAGAUCUCCCACACCCCACCCCUGUCUGACCCACACACUCUACCCUCUCUGACCCAGUCAUCCCAUGUCUGUCCCAGGCACUCGCACCUGUCUGACCCAGGCACCCACCUCUCUCUCCCAGCCUCCUACACUUCAGACGUAGGCAAUCUCAGCUCUGUAAUCCUGCUGUAAACCGAAGCUACGUGUCCACUCCCCAGGGAAGUUUGAGCCUGUCUGGGCCUCUCAACAGUUUCAGUCACCUCGGUGAGGUCUCCCCUCAGUCCCAGAAGCCAGCCUCCAACUGAACUGUCCCUCGUGGUAACACUCUCCAGCCCCACAAGGUCCUGAAUGCCCUUUGCACCCUGUCUGUGCCACGUCUCACACCUGUCCCACAGUGUGGAGACCCGACUGCCAGUACCCCAGCUGGGGUCUGACCAGGGUUUUCUACAGUUCCAGCGUGUUCUCCCUCUCUAACAGGUGACUCCCCAGCCAACAAGGGAACGCACACCAUUGAAGUGAUUAUUUACCUGUCCUGUUACCUUCAGGGAUCAGUGGUAAUGCACUCCCAGCUUUCUGUACCCAACACCCAACCACUUACUGUACGUCCUGGUGCUGCCUUCAGUACAACACCAGGUGCUCCAUAGGACAAAUCCCACACUGCGGAGAACCGUGUGAGUCAUCCCUCUCCUCACCUAUUCCCACCUGUGCCAUGGUCAUCUCGUCCCUGAGGGUCACUGGGGGCAACACACCCUGAAAACUCCCCCCGACCUUGGUUCUGGGGGGAGGUCACAUGGACAGAGGAUUAUUUCUAACCCCUCCGUACGUUCCUCUUCACUUUCCAUGUCUGGAUGUAAAUUUAUAAUGCACUGUCACCUCCUGCUGCCAUGCCAACUCGGAGAUCUCAGCCCUCCGACAGUGCUCCACUCCCCAGAUGUUCAUGGCUCUGCUAUUUGCAGCUGUGCCUUCAGCUCCUGGGGCCCUGAGCUGUGGAGCUCCCUCCCUAGAUUGUCCACCCUUUUCUCUCAGACAUCCCUUAAAACCUUCCUCUCAUCCUAAUGUCGGAUUGUGUCUGGGAACACUGUGGUGACGCGCCUGGGGAUGUCCUCUGUUCAAGGACAAAUCUCUGGAAAAUGCUGUUGCUGUCUAGUUGAUGAUCCUGGUUAUUGGCCCAUGAAGUGUGCAGUACAGGAUACACAAUGAACACCCUCAGCACUGCUCUUUUCCUGGUUCCCUGGUUGAUGCCUCCUUUCUUUGCUGGUUAUUCAGAACAUGACCCCGAUAUCUUAACACACUUCCUCAGACCACACAAUCUUCUUCUUACCACCAGGUCCCAUACUCAAGGUCACAUUUAUUGUUAUAUGUACAUGUGUGUACAGGUGCAAUGAUAAAACUUACCUGCAGCAGCAUCACAGGCACAUAGUAUCAGAUAAGCAGCAUUCUCAAGAAAAAUAAACAUAAAUUAUACACAAAUUUUUCAAGAAAACACAGAGAAAAAAAAGUCCAUUUCAGUGCAAGGUGGCCAAAGUGUUGCUAAACUAGUGAUUAGGGUUGUGCCGGUUGGUUCAAGAACCGAAUGGUUGAAGGGAAGUAGCUGUUCCUGAACCUGGUGGUGUGGGACUUCAGGCUUCUGUACCUCCUGCCCGAUGGUAGCUGUGAGAAGAUGGCAUGGCCGGGAUGGUGAAGAUCUUUAGUGAUGAAUGUGGCCUUCUUGAGGGAGGGAUGAGCCCAUGAUGAGGUGAUAUGAGACCUGGGUGUUGAAUUUUCACCCCAGCCACAGCAGCUGAGGACAAAUCAAUGCCAAAUUUACCCCUCUCAUUAUUUUCCCUCCCAGUAUUUUGCUUUACAAGAUUUUCUUCAGGGAAACCUUUUCUGACACCCAAUACUGAGACAUGGGUGUAUUUAAGGCAGAGAUUGGUAGAUUCUUGAUUGGUAAGGGGAGAAGGCAGGAGAAUGGGGUUGAGAAAAAAAAUUUUUUUUGAGAGAAAAUCAGCCAUGAUUGAAUGGUGGAGCAGGCUUGAUGAGCUGAAUGGCCUAAUUCUGCUCCUAUAUGUUAUGGUCUCAGUGUAAGCAAGGCUUUCUGAGGUUUGUAAAGGAGUUAAUUCUUGUAUCUGAACUGUUGUGUAACUCGGGCACAAGCAGUAGUUCAGCCUCCACAAAUAUUCACACCAUACAGGUGUCAGGCAAUGUCCGUCUCUUGACAGAGAAUCCAAUGCCUAGGCUUGAUGUUCAAUGGCAUUACCAUCACUGAGCUCCCCACUAGAUACUUAACUACACCCAUCACAUAAAUAAUGUCACAGAAACAGGCCCUUCGGCCCAACUCGUCCAUGCCGACCAAAGUGCCCACCUAAGUUAGUCCCAUUUGCCUGCAUUUGACCCAUAUCCCUCUAAACCUUUCCUAUCCAUGUACUUAUCUCAAUGUCCUUUAAAUGUUGUUAAUGUACCUGCCUCACCCACUUCCUCUGGCAGCUCGUUCCACACACCCACCACCCUCUGCGUGAAGAAGUUGCCUCUCAGGUCCCUUUGAAAUCUUUCCCCUCUCACCUUAAACCUCUAGGUUUUGAUUCCCCAACCUUGGGAAAAAAGACUGUGUGCAUUCACCCGAUCUAUGCAUCCCAUGAUUUUAUACACCUCUAUAAGGUCACAUACAGUCCAAGGAAUAAAGUCCCAGCCUGCCUAACCUCUCCCUAUAACUCAGGCCCUCGAGUCCUGGCAGCAUCGUCGUAAAUCCCAAGGUUACAGGAGCAGGUCAGAGGCUGGGAUUUGUACAAGGCACAUCAGCACAGUGAUGAAACACUACAUCUACAAAAUGUAAUUCACACAGGCUACUCUGAUAGAACCUCCCAAACCCGUGAGUGACUUCUCUCACCCAGGACAGGGAGAGCAGCAGGUGCAGGGGAUACCACUACCCGCAGGUUCCCCUUCAAGUCACCCACCAUCCUGUCUUGGAAAUAUCUCACCGGCCCUUCCUUGUCACAGUGUCCAAAUCCUGGAACUCCCUCCCCAGCAGCAGAGUGGGAGCACUUUCACCAGAAGGACUGUAGCAGUUCAAGAAGGCAGUUCACCCUCACCUUCUCAGGGGCAACUGGUGAUGGGCAGUAAAUGCUGGCCUUCUCUGUGAUGCCCACAGCCCAGAAAUAAAUAAUGAUAAACCAAAAUGUGUGGCCCUCCCUAUAUCUGCUAAAUGACUAUGUAGCUGACAAGUCACCCCUGAGCAUAUGCACUAACUUCAGAAAAGAAAAUUUUCAUUUUUGCAGCUUUAUAAAACUCUGGUUACGAUACAUCUUGAGUAUCGUAUUCAGUCCUGGUCACCCUAUUACAGGAUGGGUGCGGAGGCUUUGGAGAGGGUGCAGAAGAGGUUUAUCAGGAUUAGAGGGCAUGAGCUAAAAGGAGAGGUUGGACAGACUAUUUUCUCUGGAGUGUCAGAGGCUGAGGGGAGACCUGAUGGAAGUUUAUAAAAUUAUGACAGGCAGAGAUAGGGUAGACAGCUGAUAUCUUUUUCCCAGGUCGAAAAGUCUAAUUCUAGAGAGCAUGCAUUUAAGGUGAGAGGGGGUAAGUUCAAAGGAGAUGUGCAGGGCAAGAUUUUUUUUCACACAUAGAGUGGUGGGUGCCUGGAAUUCAUUGCCGUGGUGGGGGUGGAGGCAGAUACGAUAGGAAAGUGUAAGAGGCUCUUAGAUAGGCACAGAAUGUGCAGAGGAUGAAGGGGUAUGGACAUGGGGUAGGCAGAAGGGAUUAGUUUGGUUAGGCAUUUAAUAACUAGUUCAGCACAACAAUGUGGGCCGAAGGGCCUGUUCCUGUGCUGGACUGUUCUAUGUUCUAUUCACCAUCUCAGAUCUGCCAAAAGCACUUUACAGCCAAUGAUAUGCCUACAGAAAUGUGGUAAUGCAUGAAACACAGCUGCCUACUAACACACAGCAAGAUCCCACAAAUAGUCAUGUGAUAAGCAACCAAAUGACCUGCUGUUAGUGAUGUUGGUUGUGGGAUACACUGGCCCCAAGAUACUGGAGGGCAUUUGUCUGUUGUUUAACAUACCUGAGAGGGCUAAUGAGGCCUCAGUUUAAUGUCUGACCCAAACAAAAGUGCCUCUUUGACAAUGCAGCACUCCCUUUUGACUUUUGACUUUUUCCUCUCUCUCUCUCCCUCUGUCUGCCUCCAUCCAUCAUUCACCUGUGACAGUCUCUCACCUCCCCUACCUGGUACCGCCUGCCUGUCAUCUCACACCCCUCCUCAGUCCACCAACCACCUCGGACUCCUUUCUCGCCGCUCCUCCUCUCCUCUGUAUACCAGCUGUCUCCCGUCUCCACUCUCAGUCCUGAUGCAGGAUUUUGACUCGAAACAUCGACAAUUCUUCCCCCCACAGAUGCUGCUCGACCAGCCGAGUUCCUCCAGCAGAUUGUUUGUUAUUCCUUCAGCACUGCAGAGUCAGACUAGAUUUUGGAUGUUGGGGCAUCAUUUGUUAAGCUUUACAUGUUUAAUUAAUCAGCUUCGAUUUCCCCACAAUUAACAGUUAGCACACCCAACUAAAAUGUCGAUGUUUAACCUCAAAGUAAGUUCCACUAGGGCGAAUAAAUCAAGUUUGCUGCUGUAAGGCUUUUAAUUUGAUGUGGUCAACAUUGAUUGCUCAGUGAAGUUCCUAUCUGCAAGACAGUUGCAAGAAGGUUUAUUUUAAGAGAAACUUGCAGUGUUAGAUGGUUAAAUGAACAAUCGGUUAGAAGCCCACAGACUUCUGUCAUAGCUUUUCAGUUCCAACAAAACAGGAAAAAAUA